Haemonchus placei is the source of this 864-nucleotide messenger RNA. The record is from the annotation of a GenBank genome assembly. NCBI's taxonomy places the organism in Eukaryota, Metazoa, Nematoda, Chromadorea, Rhabditida, Trichostrongylidae.
AUGAUUCAGCAGCUGAAAAACUUCAUUCUGCUCUAUUCCAGCAUACACAUUUUCAAUCCUGUCCCUCUCCGAAUAAACAUGGACUGCUCGACUUUUCUAGGAGCUCAAGGUAGGCAGCAUCUAGAAGAGUAUAAGCUCAAUCGAACAGUUCUCGAACAAAGAAUCGACCUCAACGUGUCCCAAUGUUGGACCAUCCGGAAGCGGCGUUAUCUUCCAACAGAGGUGCCUGAUAGCAUGGAGGUCCAUCACAACAUGUACUUCCUGCGGAUUGUCAGUAAGAACUACGAUUUUCUGGAAGAGGUAUUAACGAUGAUGUACUCACCACUGCACUUUUACUGCUUUGUUAUCGACAGCAGCGCAUCGCCAAGGUUCGAGGAAUUGGUGCGAACACUUGGGAAGUGUAUUUUGAAUAUUAUUGUACCACCGAAUACUUAUGACACUAGCACUGCUCGUGGUACUCUAACAGCCAUUAACGCCUGUUAUGUGGGUAUGGAGGAGUUCCCGUGGAAGCACACGGUUGUAUCGGCGGAGAACGAGAUACCCAUUCAUUCUGUCCACUACAUUGCGGACAAUGCCAGAAGACUUGGUAAUGGGGCGCGAGUCGGAAGAGUAACAAUAUCGGAAGAGCACGCUAGAAUCCUUAGUGCUGAUGAGUUUUUCCAAGCUCAUCCUAGAGACCAAGAGUAUCUGCGGCGCUUAGUGUGUACUUGGCUUGAUGACCGACGGUUUCCACUUACACUACCUAGGAACUUUCAGCUUCCUCUAUUCAGAUUCUUAGGUGGACAGGAUCUCGAAAAUUGCCAAGUUAGUAAUUCCUUUUGCCUAGAAGGCUUUGGGAAGUACUCAUUUCAUAGCUAUAGUUAG